This is a messenger RNA of Durusdinium trenchii, 951 nucleotides long. NCBI's taxonomy places the organism in Eukaryota, Dinophyceae, Suessiales, Symbiodiniaceae. The record is from the annotation of a GenBank genome assembly.
AUGGAAGCCAAGCGCUUGACAGUGGCGCUUUGCGGACAUGUGGACUCAGGGAAGACCUCACUUGCUGGAACCCUACUCUACAUGCUUGGAAGGAAAGACCUGGUGCCAUGCCUUGCUACCCCGGAAGAGCAUCUUAGAGGAAUCACCAUCACUUGCAAGAGGCAUGAGUUCUUCACGGACAAAUGGAACUACACGCUAGUGGAUUGUUCGGGUCAUCGCGAUUUCAUCAAGAAUAUGUUAAUGGGUGCCUCACAAGCGGAGGCUGCUAUCCUGUUGGUUCCUGCUGACGGAAGCUUCACUAGCUCAGUGCAGCCAAGUAGCAGGGAAUACAUUGAAGGCGGAACGCGACAACAUGGCCGGUUGUUGAGACUCUUGGGUAUACAACAGAUGUGCGUUGUGGUAAACAAGAUGGAUUGUGACCUCUUUUACGGAAGCGGCCGAGCACGGGAAGAGCGGUUUAAUGAGAUCAGGAGCGAAGUGAAGCGCUUGCUGGCAAAGGUCGGAUGGCCCAAAGGAGUAGUCGAAACUUCCAUUCCCAUCCUGCCACUCUGUAGCCACACGGGCGACAAUGUGAUCGCUGCAUCAAGCAACAUGGCUUGGUGGCCAGGACAGGAGUUGCAGAUAGGCCAGGAGACCAUUCAUGUGAAGACUUUGUACGAUGUUUUGAAUCAAGUGUUCCGGCCGAAGCAGAGCUCUCAAGCAGAGCUCCAGCCUUUGCGGAUGUCAAUCUCCAACGUGUAUUGCACACCACGAGAUCGUACCAAGAUCGUGGCUGGCCGCGUAGAGCAAGGGUGCCUUCAAGCAGGUGAGGAAAUCAGGCUUCUGCCAGAAGAUGGAGAUGAGAGUGAGGCCACUGUGGAUAGCAUUCAAAUGUUUUCUCAAGCACGAGACUCCGCCACAGAAGGUGACCUCGUGGGCCUGAAGCUUGCAGGCUUGGGAAGAAAACCUUGA